Molecule: messenger RNA, 4157 nt
Organism: Bombina bombina (fire-bellied toad)
Lineage: Eukaryota; Metazoa; Chordata; Amphibia; Anura; Bombinatoridae
Product: protein Niban 2
Exons: 15
Coding region: 10-2805 (931 amino acids)
Source: RefSeq, a predicted model, not a curated record
UGGUCCUGGAUGAAGAUGGAAGAUGUAGUCGGCUCCAAGAAGACUUCACCGCCGCCUGGAAGAGGACCUUCUCCGCCAGACUUAAGGAACGGUCCUCCAAGUGUCUUCUGUGCCAUGGGGGAUGCUAUAUCCAUUCACCUGGAUGAGAACAGGCGACAUCACAUCACUGAACGUACAGGAAAACUUCUAACAGAGUUUGGAAAGCUGUAUGAGGAACAGUACGGUGUUGCGCUCUUUAAUAGUGUGCGAUAUGAGAUCGAAGGCAACGGAGGUCCACAGACGCAACUGCUGCAUCGCAAGACACCAUUAAAGGACCAAGUGAUUUUUUCUGGGAACCUCUUCCAGUACAUAGAGGACACUAGGAAAUGGAGGAACCGCUUUUGCCUUGUUCCUCACCAUUAUGGCCCGGUGCUGUACGAUAACAAGCUGGCAUAUGAUCGCGGUCUGCAGCCCAGAGCGGGCAUCAACUGUGCUGGGUAUAAAGUCCUGACCUCAUUGGAACAGUACAAUGAGUUACUAAGCACCAUCUUGCCAGGGGGAAAAGGGAAAGCAGGCAACGGGCAGCUGAAAUGUGCUACUCAGUACCCAGUUAUCCUGUGGCAUGCAUACUGCAGACACUACCACUUCUGUGUAAUGAACGAGCGUGAACAGGAACGGUGGAGUGCUGUGUUCCAGGACUGUGUGCGGCACAGCAACAACGGUAUCCCUGAAGAGUCGCGGGUGGAGUCUGCAGCCUUUACGGAUUCUGUGCGUCUCUUCAGACAGGCACGGGAACAGUAUGGGACAUGGGACAUGCUGUGCGGAAACCAAGUGCAGGUCCUUAGUAACCUGGUUAUGGAUGAAUUAAUUCCUGAUCUCCAAAACAGCAUCAGCCCAAAACUAAAGGGCAAGCCCCAGGACAGGCAGCGCACAUGGUCAAUGAUUUCUGACACCAUUUACCGUAUGGUGCAUGAGCAGGCGCGGAUAUUUUAUGAAAGGUUGGCGCAGCGCUGCGCAGAUAACAGAGCAGAGAUGGAAAGUCAGAUUCGAACAGAUAUGGACCAGAUUAUUUCCUGCAAAGAACAUGUAUGCAGCAAGAUCCGAGCUGUAGUGUUGCCCAGGGCAGAGCUGUGUGCGCGGAACCAUGUACAGACACACAUCCCGUCCAUUCUGGAAGCACUAAUGGUGCCAACGAGCCAGGGUUUCUCUGAAGUACGAGAUCUCCUUUUCAAAGAGACUACAGAGAUGAACAUGAACCUGGUGAACGGAGGGGGGCGAGAGAAGCUGGCUGAGCACAUGGAUAAACUGUCCCAGCUAGCCUAUCACCCAGUGAAGAUGCAGCAGUGCUACGACAAGAUGGAUCAGCUGAACCUGGAAGGUCUGCAGCAGAGGUUUGAUGUUGGAAGUCCGGCCGUGUUCAAACAAAGAGCACAGAUUCUCAUGAGGGAGCAAGCGGACAAUGCCGUGUAUACAUUUGAACAGAUGGUGCACCAGGAGCUGGCCAAAUCGCCGGGAGAAGAGGACCUGUGCCGAGACAUCCAGCGUAUACUGGAGCGUGUGCUGAAGAAAUACGACUAUGACAGCAGUAGUAUCCGCAAGAAAUUCUUCCAAGAGGCUUUGCUACAGAUCAUCAUUCCAUUCUUAUUGAAGAAGCUAGCUCCAACAUGUAGAGGGGAACUGCCACGGUAUCAGGAACUCAUAUUCGAAGAACUUUCUCGUUUUGUGCUGGUGGAGAAUGUCUAUGAAGAGGUUGUGUUACAGUCAGUCAUGAGAGAUAUUGUGCAAGCUGUGAAAGAUGCUGCCACACAACGUAAACACAACCUGUACCGGGAUAGUAUGGUGAUGCACAACAGUGACCCUAAUCUGCACCUUCUUGGUGAAGGACAACCCAUUGACUGGAGCGAUGAGUACUCUGACACUACCACUGAAGGACGGCAACGCAGAUUGAGGCAAGUGGUGUCUAUAAUCCAGGAUGAUGAAGGACCUGAUAUACUAGAGUCCUGCCAAGAAGCUCCUACCCAUGAAGGCAUCCCAGAGGAGCCAGACUCCAGUGCGGUAUCACAGAUUAGGGGAAUGCUAGUUAAGGAAUUUGAUGUGGCUGUAGCAUCUAAUGAUAUCCCAAUUCAAGUACUGUCUACAGAAUCCAGCUUACAAGUUCCAGAGGAAGAUGUGGUACACAAUGACCAGUCACCAAAAGAACAUCUGAGAACUAUAGAUGAGCAGGAUUCCCAGGGCGAGGUGGCACAAGAUGAAGACUUGUUACAGACAAGCCAGCUGGUAGUACAAGAGCAAGAGCUUCACUGUAAUUCACAGGUAGAUGAGCCAGACGAAACGCAUAUUGGUGUACCAGUUAUUCACAGUGUGAACAUGGUACCAAAUCUUAAAGAACUGGUUCAGGCUUCCCAAGAAAUGACAGAAGAGGUUGAACAUUAUGUCCCAGAGGAGGAGCGUGAUAAUCACGUGGCAGAAUCUUACGAUUUAACACAUGGGGACAUGACUGCAUCAGAAGACACUCAUGAAAAUAAAAACGCUAACCAAGAUGUUGCACAAGAAGAAAACACAUCUCAAGACGAAAACGCAGUACAACCACCAGCUCAGACACUGCCCUGCCCAACAAGUGAGUUAAUUGCUACCAUCCUUGCACCUCCAGAAGGCAAGAGGCAGUCAUCACAAACACAACCCUCCCCUACAUAUUUGGUACAGUCCACACCUGAUGACAGCGGCUUCCAGUCUCCGUUGAGCGAGGAAGAGGAGGAGACAGAGGGGUACAGAGAGAUCCCAGUGCCUGCUCCACGAAAAAUAGAUGAAGUUAUCACACCAUUCUGAGACACUGAGCCAAGGACUAGGUUUUGGAACCAUGAACUUGUGGGAGGGGGGGUAAAUACAAUGCCAGGCUCUCCCUCCGUUGGCACAAAACUACUUAUUUAAAGGCUUUUUGGCUACGCUAAAUGCUCUGUGCCAGAGCUACUCUCUACAGUGCGAUCAGUCAUACCCCACUACACACAUUGCUAUUCCAUACUAAGCACUUUAAUCUCAUCUCAAACACUCUACCAUUCUAGACUGAUAUAUAUGUACUUUACCUACCAACUGCACCUCUUUGAUAUUUCUUAGCUACUUAUACUUUACUUCUCUUAAGUUAUGUUACUAACCCCUUGAUGCUAAUCACUAAACCCUGCACACCUCAGCUAUUGUCCACUUACAUCAAUAUAACACUUCUCAUCUAUAUGCAUCAUAUCCUCGUCACUCUACUCAUGACAUUCCAUUUCUUCAUUUUCCGUGUCACUACAUGUCCUCUAGAUUUCUCUGCCACUUUAGACGUGGCUUCUGCAUCACACGGCGGCCUGCCAUUCUACCACUAAAACACGGGUGUACAACAGUAUUCUACUUAUGCACACUAACUUGGAGAUAUAGCAGUGAUAUACAGCAUUUGUGAUGCUGACAGACUGCUGGUUUCUCACCCAGAUGUGUGAAACCUAUAGACUGAUUGUUACUCCUUGUGGUGAGUGUAAAAAAAAGAUAAAAUGAGGGUUUUAGUGUUUCUGGCAGAUAGAAAUGUUACCCUUGUGCGUGAGUGUGUGACAGAUUGAGUUUUACUUUUGUGUGUGAGACAGGCUAGGGAGUGCUACCCCUGUGUUUGAGACAUGUUGGGGAAUUUUACUGUGUGCGUCUAUUAAAGGACUCCUACCCCUGUAUUAGUGACUGACAAGCUAAGGAUUGCAUCACUAGGUGAGUGACAGAAUGAGGUUUCACCCCCCCGUGAGUGCAAAAGGCUGAGGUUCCUCCCCAUGACUGUGCCACAGUGAUGCCCCCCCGAGAGAUAUAGAGGUUUCUUCCCUCAUGAGAGAUACAGACUGAGGCCCCCCUUUUCUGAGAGAGACAGAAUGAGUUUCCUCCCCUACUGUGACAAAGACAAACCAGGUUUCUCCCCUGUGAGAGCAACCAUCUACCGUAUCUUCUUUGUAUUGAGUGGCAAACUGAGGGUUUAUGACACUGACCUUCAAUGCACAGCUUCUAUAGGAUAUUUUUAUGGGGUACCCCCUUUUUGAGACCAAAUAGUGCCUUUGUACCUCAUAAAUGUCUUGCUUCUUCCAUUAAAAUCUAUUUUAUUAAGAAUUCCAGAUGUUUUAAAUAAAAAAAAAGCUUCUAAUAAUAAUAAAUAAAAAAAACCUUUAUUACAA